AUGUCGACCCUCCUUGACCCCCGCGCGUCGCGGCGCGUCGACACGCAGGACUUUAGCGCUGUUAUCCUUGUCGGCUAUGGCGAGAACCUCUACCCGUUGAACGAGGGCACCAACGUCCUCUCCAAGGCGCUCAUGCCGGUGGGCAACGUGCCGAUCAUCAACAUUGUGCUCGACUGGGUCUUUGCCGGCGGUCUGACGGACAUCCUCAUCAUCGUGCCUCCCACAGCUGAGGCCGCAAUCUCCGAGUACCUCGCCCAGACGUACUCGUCCUUCUCGCACCCCCGCGCGCACAUCACGCUCAAGAGCUACACGGACGGCGAGGACGACGACGAGCAGGACGGCGAGGAGGAGAGAGCUGGGACUGCGCGUAUCCUGAGGCGGUUCAGGUCGCUGAUCAAGACCGACUUUGUCCUCCUCCCCUGUGACAUCUCCUUCCCGUCCAACCUCACCCUCGCCUCCAUUCUCGACAAGCACCGAGCUACCCCAGACGCUGUCCUUACGUCCGUCUUCUACGAGCCGACCGAGGCUGUCCGCGAGAGCGAGGAGUCGAUGCUUGUCGGAUACGACAAGUACACAAAUGAGCUUCUCCUCAUCCAGGGCCUCGACACGGUCGAGGAAGACCUCGGCUUCCGCAUGGCCCUCAUUGACAAGCACCCCACGAUUUCGCUGUCAAAGCGACUCCUCGACUCGCACAUUUACGUCUUCCGCAACACUGUGCUCGACCUGCUCGCGACCCGCCAGUCCAAGGAGCUGAGCUCGAUGCGCGAGCAGUUUGUCCCCUAUCUCCUCAAGGGUGCCUGGCAGGACGGUCUGGGCCACCGCUGGUCGACGAUCCUCUCACCACCAAGGAGAGAUCCCCUCGCUGGUGCGCUUGCACGCAGUAUUACCACCCCCUACAACGAGGUCGGAACGUAUGCGACCCUGUCUACCCCCUCGUCGACUGGUAGCAACGAGACGCCACUGCCCGAUCUGCGCCACCCAAGUGCUGGCGACCAGCUUAUCGCGUUCAAGGCGGAAGUUGGCAAGACGGGCAAGUCGGCGCGCAAGAGCAAGCAGAACACGCCAAUCGGAUGGACGUGCCGUGUCGUUAUCCACAGGCCCGAGGAGCCCGUCGUCGAGGAGAAGCCAGCGCAGGGCAAGGGCAAGCAGAACGGCAAGGCGGCCGCCGGCCCCGAGCCCGAGGUGCUCAUCCGCGCCAACAACCUUGCUGGAUACUGGGAGGUGAACCGCCGCCUUAUCCGUUCGGUUGGUGCAGCCAACGCUGCAGCACUUGCGGCUGGAGUCGCACCCGUCCACCACCAGGUCACGAGCGGUGCUCAGCACGUCGGAGCGGGUGCGACUGCCACGACGGGCGGUACGCCUGCUGCCGCUGCGGCGGCUGACGCAAUUUCAUCCACGGCACAGAUCUCGCCCGACUCGCUCAUCGGCGACGGCGUGAGGAUCGGCGACCGCGCGAGCAUCAAGAAGUGUGUUGUUGGCAGGCACUGCAACAUUGGCAAGGGUGCCAAGCUCACGGGCUGCAUCCUCUGGGACUGGGUCACGGUCGAGGACAAUGCGCGCCUCGAGAACGUCAUUCUCUGCGGCAACGUUAGAAUUGGCGAAAAGGCCCAGAUCAAGGACUGCGAGUUUGGCCCCGGAUUCGAGGCCAAGCCCGGCGCGGUCAUCAAGGGCGAGAGGUUGGUCGCCGGCCAGGAGGUUUGA
Messenger RNA from Vanrija pseudolonga, 1701 nucleotides. It is a transcript of the gene tif223, whose product is annotated as putative translation initiation factor eIF-2B subunit gamma. The record is from RefSeq and is a predicted model, not a curated record. The coding region runs from base 1 to 1701 and encodes 566 amino acids. The transcript has 5 exons. NCBI's taxonomy places the organism in Eukaryota, Fungi, Basidiomycota, Tremellomycetes, Trichosporonales, Trichosporonaceae. Gene Ontology annotation, cellular component: eukaryotic translation initiation factor 2B complex; guanyl-nucleotide exchange factor complex. Gene Ontology annotation, biological process: biosynthetic process; cytoplasmic translational initiation. Gene Ontology annotation, molecular function: translation initiation factor activity; guanyl-nucleotide exchange factor activity.